AUGGCUUCUCCUCGCCUCGAGACGUUCUGCUGUCCGAAUCGUGAUGCUGCGACGGAUUUUAUCGUCACCUUCCAGCCUGUUUUUUUCUCCACCAUGUGUGCAGGAAGCGCCGGAUUGAGCGUGAUCUUCUCUCUCCUGCAGAUUCUUCCUAAAAGGAGAGGAUACAGGCGAAUCGGGACAUACCCGCUCCCAAAACCGGCCUCUUCAUCCAGGAUUCUGUUCAUCAUAAGUGUGUGUGAUAUACUAGGAUGCGUGGGAAUAAUCGCAAGAUCGUCAGUUUGGCUCGGCGUUCCCAGCAUCAUCGAGGAGAUUUCACUCACUAACACCAGUAACGUGUGGCCUGAAGUGUUCUGCGUGGGCAGCGCUAUGUGGAUCCAGCUGUUCUUCAGUGCCUCGUUCUGGUGGAUGUUCUGCUACGCGGUGGACGCAUUUCUGGUGGUCAAACGAUCAGCUGGAACCAGCACCAUUGUUCUGUACCAUAUGAUCACGUGGGGUUUGGCGGUGCUGUUGUGUGUGGAAGGUGUAGCGAUGCUUUAUUACCCCUCCCUCUCAAGUUGUGAAAAAGGCCUUCAGCACGCCAUCCCUCACUACGUUACCACUUACGCUCCCAUGCUGUUGGUGCUUUUAGUCAAUCCAAUCCUGUUCACACGCACUGUCAAAGCUGUUACAUCACUACUGAAAGGACGUCAAGGAAUUUACACAGAAAACGAGAGACGUUUAGGAGCAGAAAUCAAAAUACGCUUCUUCAAAAUGCUCCUGGUCUUCUUUAUCUGCUGGCUUCCCAACCUGAUUAACGAGAGUUUGUUAUUUUACCUGGAAAUGCAACCUGACGUUCAAGCGGCUGAGAUAAAAAACGUUCGUAAUGCGGCGCUCAUCACUUGGUUUAUCAUGGGCAUUCUGAACCCCAUGCAGGCCUUCCUUAACACACUGGCUUUCCACGGCUGGACAGGAUUAGACAUCGACCUGAGUCUGCAGAGGCGCCGUGAGCUAACCUGGGACUCGGCCUCCACCUCCAUUGCGACGACUGGAGGUUACAAUCCCAUGAUGACGUCCACGCUUCUCUACCAGAGCCAUGUCCAGGAUGGGAAAACGUUGACGGGGAACGGACACCAACUUCCGUCUGAUGCAGUCAGCAUCCUGUCUGAAAGUUCCGGCUCUAGUACACUUGAAAUCCACAUAUCGAGUGAACUUGGAGGUGUAGAGGAAGCUGGAGCAGGAGCGGUGGAGGAGAUGUAGGAGACCAGUCUCUUCCAGUACAUUCUGUAAAACUCUACAGAAGGUGGAGAACAUGUGGAGAACAUGCGGAGAACGUGUGGAGAACUCGUCCUUCUCCUGGAGCAGUGCUUCUGCAUAUACAGUAGAUAUAAUAUAAUAACCUUUUGGGACAAACGAUCUGUUCAUUCUGAAUAAUCUACACCUCUACUACAGUACCCUUC
This is a messenger RNA of Ictalurus furcatus (blue catfish), 1436 nucleotides long. RefSeq names its product G protein-coupled receptor 143 (gene gpr143). Gene Ontology annotation, biological process: G protein-coupled receptor signaling pathway; regulation of calcium-mediated signaling; cell surface receptor signaling pathway. Gene Ontology annotation, cellular component: plasma membrane; melanosome membrane. Lineage: Eukaryota; Metazoa; Chordata; Actinopteri; Siluriformes; Ictaluridae. The transcript has 9 exons. The coding region runs from base 1 to 1236 and encodes 411 amino acids. Gene Ontology annotation, molecular function: dopamine binding; L-DOPA binding; L-tyrosine binding. The record is from RefSeq and is a predicted model, not a curated record.